GCCACCUCAGGAACAACCGGGAUGCUUCUGACGCAAGAAGAGAUCGAUGCGUGUCGGGAUUCGUUUGUGCACUUUGACAAGGACGGGUCUGGCACCAUCGACAAAUACGAACUCGCCAAGGUGUUGGAAGCGAUGGGGCAAAAGCCGAGCGAGGAAGAGUUGUUCCAAAUGAUCUCGGAAGUGGACGACGACCACAGUGGGGAGAUUGAGUUCCCGGAAUUCCUCAGAGUGAUCGAGACGCAGAAGCGGCGGGCCAUGGAGUAUGACGACGAGUCCGACUUCAUCGACGCGUACGUUGCGUGCGGCGGCGGCCCCGACAAGACCGGGCACGUCGAGAGGCGGGUGCUGGUGCACCUGAUCAAGAAAGACUUUGGGCUGCCCAUCGACAUCGACAAGAUGCUGGACGAGCUCGACACGGACGGCAGCGGCGAGAUCGAGUACGACGAGUUCAAGGCGCUGCUGUCGCAGUGACCCAUGAUGACAUGAUAUAAAAAUUGAUCAACGCUCUUGUUUUCGAUACUAGUAUUUAUUUCCGGAUGUCCUGGGGCAGCGCCUUCCCGUAUCCGGACCGGAACGUGGUGCCAACGGCGCCUUCGUCGACCGCCGUCUUGGUGGAGGGCUUCGCCCAUUCGAGCUUGAGGAUCAAGUGAUCAUAGCCGAAUCCUUGCAGCUUGUUCAGGGCCUUCUCGGCAUCGCCUCGGUAGGCGAAGCUGACAAAGGCAAACCCGCGCGACUGGAACGUCUCGCGAUCUUUGGCCAAGUACACGCGUUCCAGCGGUCCAAACGUGCGGAACAGAUCCUUCAAGUCGUCUUCUCGGGUUUCGGGGGAGAUGUUGGUCACUCGGAGCGUCGCGCUGUCGUCAUCGCGGGAUUGACGAGCGUCGUCGCUCGCCCCGGCACCAGCGCCGCCACGUUGAGAAGGCGGCACGUACUUGCCAGAGGUGCCGCCAAACGCAUUCGCAAGACGAGAGCCACCCGACGCAGCCGACGCAAACGAGGACGAAGGCGCGGCCCUGGCGUCUUCAGUAGGAGGCGUGUUCUCCGCCAAUUCGUCUGCAGUGGGAGGAGCAGAGUCCUUGUACGGGCACUUCAACGUCCAGUGAUCGCCGACCAUGCCGCAAUGACGACACACGACGAUGGAAGUCUGCUUGACGCCCGAGAACACGGACUCUUCUUCCUUCUUCUCGCCGGGCAAAAUUUGAUCCGCGUUCGGGUCGUCCAUGAACACAGUUUCGUUGGACGAGUACGUGACGUUCGUGUUGCCUUCUACAUUCAAGCCUUCCCCAAACUUGCCCCAUGACUACGAUGGAACAUGUAAGACGAGGAUUGGCAACAAUUGGGGACGAAAAGGAUGCAUUUACCUUGCGCUCAGUCACACGCUUGCUGAUUUUGUGUACGGUUUGGACCUUUUGGAUCUUGGUCGUGACCUUGACCUUGUUCUUAUCAUCGUCAAACUUCCAGGACACGAUCGUGCGCACGCCGUUGGCAUCUGGCUCCGUCUCCGUGCGCUGCGGGAGGAAGUCCUCAUCUUCGUCGCCCCAUCGUUGGUUCCCGAACGUCAUGUUGCUUUGAAUGGUUCCCACCUUCUUCCUGAAUGACGGAUAAUACUUCGUUUAACCGGAAAUCCACCCUUGGCAUGGUAUCAUAAUUAUGUAUGAGUGCCUUGUAAUCCAAAGUACAC
This is a messenger RNA of Aphanomyces astaci, 1681 nucleotides long. RefSeq lists its product as hypothetical. NCBI's taxonomy places the organism in Eukaryota, Oomycota, Saprolegniomycetes, Saprolegniales, Verrucalvaceae. The coding region runs from base 22 to 471 and encodes 149 amino acids. The transcript has 2 exons. The record is from RefSeq and is a predicted model, not a curated record. Gene Ontology annotation, molecular function: enzyme regulator activity; calcium ion binding.